Messenger RNA from Myotis daubentonii (Daubenton's bat), 6192 nucleotides. RefSeq names its product IQ motif containing N (gene IQCN). The record is from RefSeq and is a predicted model, not a curated record. Gene Ontology annotation, molecular function: protein binding. NCBI's taxonomy places the organism in Eukaryota, Metazoa, Chordata, Mammalia, Chiroptera, Vespertilionidae.
GUCCAUAUUAAAAAUAUAUACAUUUUCAUGGAUUACAGAGAGGAAGUAAGGGGGAGAGAGAGAGAUAGAAACAUCAAUGAUGCCAAAGAAUCAUUGAUUGGUUGCCUCCUGCACACACCACACGGGGGGUUGAGCCUGCAACCUGGGCAUGUGCCCUAACCAGGAAUUGAACCAUGACCUCCUGAUUCAUAGGUUGACGUUCAACCACUGAGCCAUGCCGGCUGGGCCAUAUUUUUUAUUUUAGCCAUUCCUGUGGAUCUGGAUACUAUUUCUAAUGACUGGAUAGCAUACAAGUGUUCUGUUGAUGAAUUUAAGCAACAUCUUGUUGAUAAGCAUUUGGAUUGUUUUCAGUUUUUAGUCUUCUAAAUAAUAUAGUGAUGAACAUUCUGGAAUACGCUUCUUCAUGCAUUUGUAACUGACCCCCUAACAAUCACCUUUUUGGUUAUUUCCAGUUGUUUUUGUUUUACAAAAUAACACCAGAAUACGCUUUCUUGUGCAUUCAUCUUUGUGGACUUAAAAGUUUUGGGUUUUCUUGACAUUUUAAUUUUUGCUUUUAACAUCUCUCAUGUUGGUCUUGAGCACAGAGCCAGCCCAGGGCAGUGUUGUUGCAUGUUGCAUGGGAUGAAGGGCUGAAGGCUGCUUACUAUUGCAAGCUGGCUUCUGAGAUUGCACCUUCUCUUCCUGCUCCUCCUCCAACUCAAUGACCCCCUAAGGCAUGAAGGUGGCUGGGCGAGGGUCUGACUGGUCCAACCAGAAGGGGGGCGGGGACUUCAGCUAGACAGGCUCCAGGUUGUGCAUCAGGAUUGCUUGACAACCUCCCAGCCCUCUCUGCACCAAGGUACUUCUGGAAACCACAGUCAUUUCCUCAUUCUUCUUCCACCUGCCAUUAAUCUAGCCAUCAUCUGUCAAUCAUGCACCAUCCAUUCAUGGAUCCAUUCAUCAGUCCACCAAUACCUUCAGCUCUCUCCAUUUGUACACUCAUUAUCUACUCAGAUUUUACCUAUCCAUCCACAAAUCCAUACCUCUAUCUUUCCAUCCAUUCCUCACUCCAUCUACCACCCAUCUAUCCCUCCAUCCCUCCACCCAUCCAAAUAUCUAUCCAUCUACCUACCCAUCCACCACCAGACACCCAUUUACCCACUCACCUACCCAUCUAUUCAUCCACCCAUAUACUCACCCUCCUACCUAGCCAUACACCCCUCCAUCCAUGUGUCCAUUUCUUUAAAUAAAAAAAUUUUUUUCAAAUUGAUUUCAAAGAAGAAGACAGAGGGAGAGAAGGAUAGAAACAUCAAUGAUAAGCGAGAAUCUUUGACUGGCUGCCUUCUGCACACCCCCUACUGGGAAUCAAGCCCGAAACCCGGGCAUGUGCCCUUGACCGGAAUCAAACCCAGGACCCUUCAGUCCGAAGGCCGACGCUCUAUUCACUGAGCUGAACUGGCGAGGGUGUCCAUUUUUUUUUUGGUAUUGAUCCGUUCAUAAAUCCAUCAACUUCAUUUACGCAUCCAUUCUUUCAUCCAACCUUCCAUCCAUCCCCCGAACCGAUCUACCAUUCAUUCACCCACAGAUUUACCUAUUCAGUAUUAAGUCAUGCAUUCAUCUAUCCAUUCGACUUCCAAUCCUCUCACUCACUCAUUUAUUAGUCAAGUUAGUCACUCACCCAACACCUACCCAUUCUUAUCCUGAAACCAGACUCUAUGACUGAGAUGGGGACACAGAAGUGACUCAGACCUGUUUCUUGCCCUCUAGGAAUUGAUAGUCAUUUGUGAGAGGGAAAUAACAAUCACACACACACACACACACACACACAGGAAGUUCCCAAAAUAGUGUGUGAUCAGUGUUGUACUCACAGUAUGUGCCAGAAACAGGUGGCCAGGAGGCCAGGAUAGAGAGGGCUGCAAUGGGCAGGAGAAAGAUUACAAGGUACCAGGUACAGGAUCUAGGUCCCGGGACAAGUACUUGCUCCAGCCAGGACCCCUCUUGUCUGCACAACUCCUCUCUCUGACUCCCUCCCUGCCACCCCACAGGCAGAGUUGAUCCACCUAGGAACCAAGACAAUGCCACAAGCAACACAGUUACAGUUUUCACUUAGUGGGCAGAGCUCCGACCAGCCCACCCCCAAUUACCAAGACAAGGCAGGGACACCUGUAUCCAGGGAGACCCUCCCGCAACAGCCUGACAAGGGCAAGAUUCCACGCCUCCGGCAAGUGGUCGAAAGCAAGGCCUUCAGGAACAUCCUGGUGGACGAGAUGGACAUGAUGCAGUCUCGCGCAGCCACCCUCAUCCAAGCCAACUGGAGGGGCCACCAGCUCCGGCAGAAGCUGAUCACCCAGAUGUUGACGGCGAAAGGCGUCCAGGCGGCCUGGCGGCGCUUCAAAACCAGGCGCCGCCUCGGGGCGGAGAAAAAAACGAGUGUGGACGAGGAGAACAUCCCUUACCACCCCCCUCAGCAGGUGCGGUUCCACCCUUCAGAAGAAGGCAGGUAUCUUCCGGCCCCACCUGUCAUGGUGAAUAAGGAGACCCAGUUCCCUUCUGACGACAGCUUGGCUGCCUGUGCCCACGAGCUGGCCCUGCUGCAGCCCGCAGGUGUCCCACCGCCCGGCAUGCCAGCUCCUUGUGCCACCGGAGGCCCUAGCGUCACUUUCGUGCCACACCAGACUGUUUCCAUCAGACUUCCGUGUCCAGUGAGUCUGAGUGCCAAGUACCACCCGUGUCUGCUAACAAGAACCAUCAGAAGUACCAGCCUUCUCCACUUAGAAGGGGACAUGACGAACACCAAGCCAGCGACUGCCAGAGCCAGCAAGGCAGGAGCCCUAGGACCACCAUGUGGAAGGAUUGCCCAGACACUUCAUGGCCCCCCCAAGGCCCAGACCCAGGCCCAGGUGGAAGCAGAGGUCCUCAGAGCCCCACCCCAGACAGGCCCACCGUCUGUGAUGACCAAGACUCCACUCAAGUCGUGCUUGGCAUCCAUGAUGAACAAAUCCAUACCCCAGCCAAGCCCAACACCCACGGUAACAACAGCCAAGACCCCACCUCAGCUGGACUCAGCAGUCCCCGUGGCCAAGACCACACUCCAGUCAUGCCUGGCAGCAAUCUUGAACAAGAUCCCAACCCAGCCGUGCCCGAUACCCACAAUGAUAACGAGCACCCCACCCCAGCCGUGCCUGGCAGCCCCGGUGACCAAGACCCCAGCUCAGAUGCGACCAACAGUCUUGGUGACCAGCACGGCACCCCAGACACAACCGGCUGCCAUGACCUCCAUUUUCAAGCCCCCAACACAGACCUGCCCAAUUCCUGUGAUGACCAAGACCCUGCCCCAGGUCCACCCCACCGCCACGAUGUCCAAGUCCCUACUGCACACAUGUCCAGUGGCAACGACAGCCAAGACCCCAUCUCAGAUGCUCCCAGGAGCCUCAAUGACCAAGACCGCUACCCAGACACGUAUGGCAGCCAUGAUCGCCAAGACGCCAGCCCAGUUACGCUCAGUGGCCACCGUCCUCAGGAGCCUGUGCCUGCCUCCUCCUGCAGAUGGAAAUCCGAAAGCUUCACCUCCAGCAGCUGUGGAGGACGGGAUUCCCAAUGCCUCGUCACAAACAAACCUAAACGGACCAAGCGCCAAGGCUGUGGUGAGCGGGAGCCAGGUGGCAGGCACGGUCAACGUCUCGUCCCAUUCACACUUGACGGAGGGAAAGGUGAAAUGCUGGCCCCCAGCGCAUCUGGGGGCUGGGGCUCCCAAGGCUCCAGCGAGGCCUUUUUCAGAAGCCGAGAAAAUCAGGGCCUUCUCCCAGAAACAGGUGAGAAUAGCAGCCAUGUCUAACACCAGCGUGGCCGAAGACAGGAGCACGGUCUGGUCGAAGGCCCGCCUGAAAACAGAUGUCAUGAAGGUUCAGUCCCACGUGGGUGUGCCUGUAGAAAUGGCUGUGGUUCUGCCCCAAGCACACCUGGGCACAUGCCCAGCCAAGCCCCUGCCCCGAGCACAGAAGGCCACCUGUUCAACCACAGCCUCGCCCCAGAGACAUAUGCUUGCAAAGCCGACGAGAGCCCCGCCCCAGGCAAAUAUCGUCCGGUGUCUGUCCAAGCCCCCAUCCCAGGCACACCCACCUGCCAAGCUAACUAUGGCCCCGUCCCUGGCCCAUCCGGGCACGUGUCCGACCAAGACGCAGUCCCAGGCACAUCUGACCACAGAAGUGAUAAAGGUCCAGUCUCAAGCACAUCUGCCUGCGAGGCUGACCAAGGCCCAGUCCCAAGCCCAGCUGGUCAGAGAAACAGCCAAGUGCCUCUACGCUGCCCACCAGGCCGCUGAGCUCAGUAGCAAGACUCGGUCCCAGCCACUCCUGGCUGGGUUCAAGGCCUCCACCCAGCCCAUUCAACACGCCGGCUGUCUUGGCACUUUGUCCCGAGCAAAGCCAGAGGACAGACUAACCCAACUCCCAGCCCAUAGCUGUGCCCAGAGCAAAGCUACCAAGGGCCCAUGCCAGGGGACCUCCAAGGCCCCGAGCAUGCUGGUGCCUCUGCUGGCGUCCACUGGACCUUCCACAUGCGACGUCGAAUCCUGGGGUGACAGCCGGGCCACCCUGGCCCCGCCACCGGCCACAAGCCCAGCCGCGCCCUGCCAGGAGGAGCUGGGGGCCGCCCAGCUGGCCUCGCUGUGUGCUGAGUUGGCCACUGUGCUGGGCUCCCAGGAGGACAUCCGUGCUCUGCUGGAGAAAGCUCUCCCCCAGGGGGAAGUGAGGGCGGCACUGAACCAGGCCCUGUCCAAAGAGAUCCUAGGCACCACGAUGGCCAAGGCCCUGCCCCAGGGCAUGCUGGGCACAGCUCUGGGGAAGGCUCUGUCCUGGGGCGAGCUGGGCACUGCACUGUCCUGUGCCCUUUCCCGGGGUGAGCUGCAGGCAGAACUCACGAAGGCCAUACAGGGCAGACUGGUGGAUGUGCUCUGCAAGGUCCUGACAGGGGAAGACCGGGCUGCCCUGAGCCAGGCCGUGUGUCAGGGUGAGCUGGGCACCGUCCUGAGCCAGUCCUUGUCUCAGGCGGCCCUCCUGACUGGACUCGUCCUCCCUAAGGCCACCUCGAAAACAUUGGGAAGUGGGAUGAUGGUGACGCCGGUCCCAGUGGAGGUGGACUCCAGGGAGAGCCGGUCAACUGCACGGGGGCCCACCAUGGGCUGUGUGAGACCACAGCUCAGCAAGGGCCCCGUGGACGCUGGCGUGGCUGGUGGCCAAACGUGGAAUUCCGCCAUCCCCGGUGCUGCCAUUGGGCCCAUGGAGGGGGCCAAGACCCCCUGUGGUGCAUGGAAACCAGCCAGGUGCGAUGUGCCGUGGGCUACCACGGGCAGGGAGGUGCUGGUGGAUCCCAGACAAUGUGGGGAGCUGGUGACGUCAGUUCAGACUGUGGAGAAGAUAAUAGUGCAAGCCGUGGUCGUCAUACAGGCGUGUGCGCGUGGCUACCUGGUGCGCCGGACCAUCAAGGUGUGGCACCGGUGGGCUGUCGUCAUCCAGGCUGCCUGGCGUGGCUACUGCGUGCGGCGGAACCUGGCCCAGCUCCUCAAAGCUGCCACGGUCAUCCAGGCCACAUGGCGAGGCUACAGCAUCCGCCGGAACCGGAACCGAGCCCAGCAGGUGCUGCUCCCCCGCACGUGGGCUGAGAUGAGUGGCAGGACCACGUCCACCUCCGACCACCGCUGCUUCCAGGCCUGCCAGCCGGGCGACUGCACCCUCUGCCAGUCGCUGAGGCCCCGGCUGGGGACCCCACCCAGCGCCGUGAUGCUCAUGGGUUCCAGCCCCCGCACGUGCCACAUGUGCGGCCACACCCAGCCCACGAGGGUGGUGCAGGGCACGGGCCGGGGCACCACGGGCCAGGCGGGCAGGCUGUGGGACCAGGACACCCAGCUGAGCCCCCAGGGGCCCCAGCAGCCCCGUGGCCAGAAUAAGGCGGCCACGGUCAUCCAGUCCAUGUGGAGGGGCGUCCAGGCACGCCGCCGGCUGAUGGAGAAGCAGGCAGCGGCCAAGAGGCUGCAAUCCAACUGGCGUGGCCACUACACCCGGUCCUCCCUCACCACGGAUGCGCUUUUGAGGCCGGCGGCGUGGGACAACCCACAGAACACGCAGUGGCCAGGCGUCUAGGACCUGGACCGCCCAACGGGGGACCUCAGGGCGGUGCCAUGUGGCUCUCUCGGUCUAAUGAGUAAAGUUCUCCACA